Messenger RNA from Jatropha curcas, 1245 nucleotides. The record is from RefSeq and is a predicted model, not a curated record. NCBI's taxonomy places the organism in Eukaryota, Viridiplantae, Streptophyta, Magnoliopsida, Malpighiales, Euphorbiaceae.
AUGGUAGCUGAGCAGUGGCUGAAGAGGAUUGAUAGGGUUUUCUUAAAGCUCCAGUGUGAUGAUGCUUGGAAGUACGAUUAUGCAAUCUCUUUACUUCAGGAGGAUGCAUAUGAGUGGUGGAAGACAUUUCCUAGGAGCAGAGUGCAGCCACCAGUUCUGACUUGGGCAGACUUCUUGGGAGAGUUUAGGAAAAAGCAGGGACAGGAGAAGGUUGAUCAAGAAAAGGCUACAGAGAAGGAGAAGAGUGUCAGGAGGACUUUCCCUGGGGCUAGUAGCUCUAGUAGCAAGAAGAGGAGAUUCUUUGGUUCAUUUCCUCCUAGACCUAGCAGUGUGAGGCCACAGAGCAGUUCUGCAGGCAGAGGUAGGGGCAGAGGUAGAGGUAGCAUAUCGGGUAGUCAGGGGACAGUGAAUCAAACAGAGCCUAUUGGUGUACCAGCUAGAGUUUAUACUAUGAGGCAAAGGCAAGAUGACGAUUCAGCUGAUGUAGUGGCUGGUAUAUUUUCUUUAUUUAAUCAUGAUGUUUAUAUGUUGUUUGAUCCUGGAUCAUCUUACUCUUAUAUUAGUGCUGGGAUUUCUUGUUAUGCAUCUGUUCCUUGUUUGAGAUUGGGUUAUGAUGUACUUGUAUCGAGUCCAUUAGGGCAGGAGGUUAUUGCUAACAAAUUAUAUCAUGAUUGCCCACUCGUGAUCCAAGGUCAUGUAUUCCUUUCUAAUUUAGUUGAGAUGCCCUCCAGAGAUUUUGAUGUUAUUUUGGGCAUGGAUUGGUUAAAAAAAUUUCAAGCAGUGGUUGAUUGUGACCUUAAGAAGAUUAUAUUUAAACUACCAAAAUAUGUAAAUGUGGUGAUACAGGGCGGGAGACAGAUACUUCCUUCAUCUGUGAUCACUACAACUUUAGCUCAGAAAUUGAUCCGUCAGAAAUUGAUCCGUCAUGGGUGUGAGGCAUACCUAGCUCACAUGGUUGACACAAGGGUAGGUACUCCUAAUCUUAAGGACAUUCUUACUAUGUGUGACUUUCCAGAUGUUUUUCCAGAAGAGUUACCAGGAUUGCCUCCAGAAAGGGAAGUUGAAUUUGAGAUUGAGGUUAUGACAGGGACUCAAUCGAUCUCCAUUACUCCUUAUAGGAUGGCUCCUGCUGAAUUAAAAGAAUUGAAAGCACAAUUACAGGAGUUGCUUGAUAAGGGGUUUAUUCGCCCUAGUGUGUCACCAUGGGGAGCUCCAGCCAUGGGGAGCUCCAGUGCUAAUUUGUAA